This is a messenger RNA of Tauraco erythrolophus (red-crested turaco), 977 nucleotides long. The record is from RefSeq and is a predicted model, not a curated record. NCBI's taxonomy places the organism in Eukaryota, Metazoa, Chordata, Aves, Musophagiformes, Musophagidae.
UCGUUUCUGGAUAAAGAAUGCAGACUAUAAAGUGCGUAGUUGUUGGAGAUGGCGCUGUGGGAAAAACUUGCCUUCUCAUCAGCUAUACCACCAAUGCCUUCCCAGAGGAGUACAUUCCUACCGUGUUUGACAACUACAGUGCCCAGAUGACUGUUGAUGGCCGGACAGUUAGCCUCAAUCUAUGGGACACUGCAGGCCAGGAAGAAUACGACCGCCUGCGCACGCUCUCGUACCCUCAAACCAAUGUGUUCAUCAUCUGUUUCUCCAUUGGUUGCCCCUCUUCCUAUGCCAAUGUCAGGCACAAAUGGCAUCCUGAAGUUUCUCACCACUGUCCAAAUGUUCCCGUUCUUUUAGUGGGCACGAAGAGAGACUUGAGAAAUGACCUGGAAACAGUUAAAAAGUUGAAAGAGCAAAGCUUGGCUCCUACUACCCCACAGCAGGGGACUUCGCUGGCUAAACAAAUUGGAGCAGUCAAAUAUUUGGAGUGCUCAGCGUUGAAUCAGGAAGGUGUUCGGGAGGUGUUUGCUGAAGCUGUGCGUGCAGUUCUGUAUCCUGUGACAAAGAAGAACACAAGAAAAUGUAUUUUAUUGUAGUUACCUCGGGUGAUGGAUGUUCAAAGUUGAAUAUUGACUAGAAUCUUGGAGGGCUCUUUAAUGAGUUAAAUUGAAGAUUUUUUUCAUCUUGCACUAACAGCUCUAAGCAGAAAUGGUUUAUGCAAUGAAUAUUCUUGCAGUCUUAUUGCUUCAGGGAAACUGAAACAGAACAGUUUUUUGUUUUUUUUUUUUUUUUUUUCAACUGAGAGGUCAAAUAUGUACUUUAUUUUUAAAGUUCCAGUCUUGGGAUCACUUGGCUUCUGUCCUUGUUUAGUGUGGAGGAAAAUAAGGAACUUCUUUGAAGCCAGACUUCUUUACUUGAUAGCCAUCAGUUACUAGAUUUGCUGAAAAGCACAAAUUCUGAUAAUUCUGCUUUAAGUGUAG